This is a messenger RNA of Fusarium musae, 285 nucleotides long. RefSeq lists its product as uncharacterized. The transcript is spliced from 2 exons. Gene Ontology annotation, molecular function: protein serine/threonine phosphatase activity. The record is from RefSeq and is a predicted model, not a curated record. Gene Ontology annotation, biological process: peptidyl-serine dephosphorylation. Bases 1 to 285 code for a protein of 94 amino acids. Gene Ontology annotation, cellular component: FAR/SIP/STRIPAK complex. Lineage: Eukaryota; Fungi; Ascomycota; Sordariomycetes; Hypocreales; Nectriaceae.
AUGCCUGGGCUACCUUCAUCCGUCGAUCUCGACGAGUGCAUCUCGCGCUUGUACAACAAGGAGUUACUAGCCGAGUCUGUCAUUGAAGCAGUCUGCGCCAAGACGAAAGAACUUCUUAUGCGCGAGUCCAACGUCGUCCAUGUUAAAGCGCCCAUCACCGUCGUAGGAGAUAUCCACGGCCAGUUCUUUGACCUCAUCGAGAUUUUCCGCAUCGGCGGCUACUGCCCCGACACAAACUAUUUGUUCCUUGGUAAUCGCCCGCAGAGUCAGACAUCGACCAUGUGA